AUGGCGCCGAUAAAGCGCAAGGGGAACGCCCCCGAAGAAACAGCUACCCGUCAACCUCAGAAACGCGCCAAGGUUGGUGCAGAGGAGUACAAAGAUCAGAAGCCCAAGGAUACCGCCCCGAAGGCUUCGGAGCUCUCUGUCCUCCGUGAUGAUGAGCCUUCUUUCCCUCGUGGUGGUGCUAGUGUUUUGACCCCAUUGGAGCGCAAACAAAUUCAGAUCCAAGCUACCAAGGAUGUCUUAUUCGAGCAAAAGGGAUCUAAGGGACCCAAGAAACCCACCCGCCAAUUGGACGACGAAAACGACGAUGAGGAUGAAGACGAUGAGAUGGAAGACGGAGAAACCACAACCCCCGCCAAGAAGUCGCGCAAGAAGAAGACCAAGGGCAAGAAGUCUGAUGAUACGGAAAAGUCGGAGAAGGGUGUUCGCAUUGAGUCCCUCAGCUUUAAGCACGUUGUGGCUGGAUCCAUGAUCCUCGGUCAAAUAACAAGCAUCAACGCCCACGAAAUUUCAGUUUCUCUACCGAACAACCUUGUUGGCUUCGUUCCUCUCACCUCCGUCUCGAAGGUUCUCGAUGAUAAGAUUGAGAAGCUGCUCAAUGACGAGGGAAGCGAUGACGAGGACAGCUCAGAUGAAGACUCUAUCGACCUCAAAGACUACUUCUACAUCGGCCAGUAUCUCCGUACCUAUGUCGUUUCCACCGGCACCGAGGCUACCGAGGCUGGCGUUCGCAGCAAGAAGCGUAUCGAGCUUUCAAUUGAUCCCAGACAAGCCAACACCGGCCUCUCCACAUCUGACUUGGUGGUUGAGUCGGCUGUUCAGGCCUCUGUUGUCAGUGUGGAAGACCACGGUCUGGUAAUGGACCUUGGCAUUGAGGGCGCAGACCUGAAGGGUUUCAUGUCCUCAAAGGAAGUCGACCCUCGCGUUGAUUACCACAGUAUUAAGGAAGGAUCAGUCUACCUGUGUAUGGUCACUGGCAAGAACUCCAGCGGCAACGUUAUCAAGCUUUCUACCAACCUUCAGUCCGCCGCUUCUAUCAAGAAGUCCCACUUCCUCAGUGCAGCCCCCACAAUCGGCACCUUCCUCCCCGGUGUCGCUGCUGAGAUUCUUCUUACUGAGGUCACUGAGAAUGGCCUCAUGGGAAAGAUCAUGGGCAUGCUUGAUGCAACUGUUGACCUGGUUCAAUCCGGCGCCAAUGAUGGAAAGGUUGACCUGGUGCGGAAGUACAAGAUGGGAGCCAAGAUCAAGGGUCGCAUUAUCUCAACUUUCCCGUCUGCUGAACCUUUCAAGGUUGGCUUUUCUAUCCUAGACCAUGUUCUCAAACUCUCCUCCGAGUCCUACGGUCCUGGUUCGUCUCCCGACGCACCUGCUAUCUCCGCAAUUGUCCCCGAGGCCAAGGUUAUCAAGGUCGAUCCCGGUAUGGGUGUGUACGUCCAGAUUGGCGAAACCAAGCACAUUGGAUUCGUCCACAUCUCAAGACUCUCAGAUGGAAAAGUCGAGUCAAUCUCGAAUGACGAAGGUGCAUUCCAGGUCGGUGCCACUCACGAAGCCCGAAUUGUCGGUUACAAUACUGUGGACAAUCUUUACCUCCUCUCUUUUGAGAAGACCGUCAUUGAGCAACCCUUCCUCCGCCUCGAGGAUGUCACCGUCGGUGCCAUUGUUAAAGGAAAGGUUGACAAGAUCUUGAUCGGACCUACCGGUAUGGAUGGUUUGAUUGUUGGCCUUGCAGAUGGUAUUUCUGGUCUUGUUCCGUCCAUGCACUUUGCGGACUCUCAACUCCAGCACCCAGAGAAGAAGUUUAGGGAGGGCAUGAAGAUCUCUGCGAGAAUCUUGUCCGUCAACCUGGAGAAGCGUCAAAUUCGAUUGACACUGAAGAAGAGUUUGUUGAACAGUGAAUCCGCCAUUUGGAAAGAUUACAAGGAUAUCCUGGCUGGUGCUCAGUCUCCCGGAACCAUUGUCAACAUCCAGGCCCACGGUGCCGUUGUUCAGUUCUAUGGCACAAUCCGUGGUUUCCUUCCUGUCUCUGAAAUGAGUGAGGCCUACAUCAAGGACCCCACUCAGCAUUUCAAGCUGGGUCAGGUUGUCAAUGUCCACGCUCUUAGUGUGGAUGCAUCCCAGGGUAGACUUGCAGUCUCUUGCAAGGACCCGUCUACUUUUACUGAUAAGUACCGCAAGGCCUUUGAAGAUAUUCACCCUGGUCUGCUCGUCGCUGGAACUGUUUUCGAGAAGACCAACGAUGAUCUUCUCCUCAAGCUUGACGAAUCAGGACUUGUGGCUCGUCUGGACGUGCAGCACAUUAUUGAUGGCUCUCCGUCUAAGCAGAGCUCUACUUUGUCGAAGAUUCGUGUCGGCCAGAAGCUGAACGAUCUUAUGGUUCUCGAUAUUAAGCGCGCUCAUCGCCUUAUUCGAGUCACUGCCAGAGCCAGCCUGAAGAAGGCCUCCAAGCAAAAGUCUAUGCCCAGUAAAUUCACUGACCUUAAGGAGCGCACAGCCGUUACCGGUUUUGUCCGUAACAUCACUCCUGCUGGGUUGUUCGUCGAAUUCCUGGGUGGCCUGACCGGUCUUGUCCCCAAGCGUUUGAUCGAAGAUGCCAACCUUUCUCAGGUGGAAUUCGGUGUUUCCAAGGGCCAGACCAUCACUGUGACAGUUCACUCUGUUGAAAGUGACGUCCAGCGCUUCAUUUUGAGCCAAAAGUCUGCCGAGACCACAGAGAAUAUGAAGAAGACCAAGACUCUCAACCAGCCAGAAAUCGCCCUGGUGAACCCAGUCGAUGAGACUAUCAAGACCAUUUCUGACCUCACCUUUGGCAGGCUUGUUAAGUGCAAGGUUGUCUCCAUCAAGCAUACCCAGCUCAAUGUCCAGCUUGCAGAUCACAUCCAGGGCCGUAUUGACGUGUCUGAGGUUUACGACAAGUGGGAGGAUCUUAAGGAUCGCAAGCAACCCCUCCGAUUCUUCAAGGCCAAGCAGGAUCUCUCUGCCAGAAUCCUGGGUGUCCACGAUGCUCGCAACCACAAGUUCCUUCCUAUCUCCCACCGCAGCGGCAAGUACCCGGUUUUCGAGCUCUCUCUUAAGCCAAGCUUCCUCAAGGCUGCCAACCCCGAGCCAUUGAACAUGGAGAAUGUCAAGGUCGGAUCAUCCUGGAUGGGCUUUGUCAACAACGUUGCCGAAGACAGCCUCUGGAUCAACCUGUCCCCCAAUGUUCGCGGCAGACUCCGUUUCAUGGAUGCAUCUGACGACUUGUCUCUUCUGACAGAUGUUGAGAAGAACUUCCCCAUUGGAUCCGCACUGAAGGUCCAAGUCACGGCUGUCAACGCCGACAAGGGUCAUUUGGAUCUUUCUGCUAAGCAGGGCAUUGAUAAGCUUUCCUUCAACGACAUCUCGGUCGGCAUGAUCUUGCCUGGUCGUGUUACCAAGGUGACUGAGAAGCAGGUGAUCAUGCAGCUCAAUAAUGCGCUUGUUGGUGCCGUGGAUAUGCUGGACCUGGCCGAUGAUUACUCCAAGGCCAAUCCCACCGCGCACCAAAAGAACGAGGUUCUGCGGGCAUGUGUUGUUGCUGUCGACAAGGUACACAAGAAGAUCUACCUGUCUCUUCGUCCCUCUAAGGUCAUGAGCUCUUCUCUCCCCGUUCAGGAUCGUGAAAUCUCUUCUAUCAAGGACCUCAAGCCCAACGAUAUCGUUCGCGGUUUUGUCAAGCGCGUUGCUGACUCUGGCCUCUUUGUGGCUGUUGGUCAUGAUGUCACUGCCUACGUUCGUGUCUCUGAUCUCUCCGAUUCUUACCUCAAGGAAUGGAAGGAUGCCUUCCAGAUGGACCAGCUUGUUAAGGGCCGUGUUAUCGUGGCAGAUGCCGAGCAAGGUAAACUGCAGAUCAGCUUGAAGGAGUCUGUCUUGGACCCCAACUUCAAGGCUUUGAUCACCCUGCAAGACCUCAAGGUUGGCCAGAUUGUCACUGGCAAGGUCCGCAAGGUUGAGGAGUUCGGUGCUUUCGUUGUUGUCGAUGGAUCUAAGAACGUCAGUGGUCUCUGUCACCGUAGUGAAAUGGCCGACAAGCGUGUGGAAGAUGCUCGCAAACUGUAUGAUGCAGGCGAUGUUGUCAAGGCCAAGGUUAUCAAGAUCGAUAGCGAGCAAGGAAAGGUCUCCUUCUCUCUCAAGGCCUCCCACUUCCAGGAUGAGGAGAGUGAAGACGAGGAUAUGAGUGACGAUGCUGGCGGUGUCGAGCUUGAAGAUGCCAGCGAUGAUGAUGAUGUCUCCAUGGGAGGUGUUGAUGUGGAAGAUGAUAGCGAGGAGGAUGAUGAUGAGGAUGAGGAUGAUGAGAUUGACAGUGAUGAGGAUGUCGCCAUGUCCGGUACCAAGCCCUCCAAGGUUGGCGGGCUUGGUACUUCUGGUUUCGACUGGAGCGGCAACGCCCAGGACGCAACCGAGGCCGCAAACACCGACAGCGACGAUGAAGGCUCUAAGAAGAAGAAGAAGAAGAACCGCAAGGCUGAGAUCCAGAUUGACCGCACCGGCGACUUGGAUGCCAACGGCCCACAGUCCGUUGCUGACUACGAGCGUCUUCUCCUUGGUGAGUCCGACUCUUCGCUUCUGUGGCUGCAGUACAUGGCAUUCCAGCUGGAGCUGGGUGAGGUUGAAAAGGCUCGCACUAUUGCCGAACGUGCGCUCCGCACCAUCACUAUGGGUCAGGAUUCUGAGAAGCUGAACAUCUGGGUGGCUUUGUUGAACAUGGAAAACACAUAUGGUGACGACGAUAGCCUCGAGGAGGUGUUCAAGCGUGCAUGCCAGUUCAACGACCCCCAAGAGAUCUACGAGCGCAUGAUCAGCAUCUACAUUCAGUCCGGAAAGAACGAGAAAGCGGACGACCUUUUCCGAACCGCCAUGAAGAAGAAGAUUUCGAACCAGUCUCCCAAGUUCUUCCUCAACUACGCCACCUUCCUCUUCGAUACCCUGAACGCCCCCGAUCGUGGCCGCGGUCUUCUCGGACGUGCUCUGCAGUCGCUCCCCGCGCACACACACGUGGAAACCACCUCCAAAUUUGCGCAGCUGGAAUUCCGGUCACCCAAUGGUGAUUCGGAGCGCGGCCGUACCGUAUUCGAGGGUCUUCUGUCGUCGUUCCCUAAGCGCAUUGACCUGUGGAACGUACUAUUGGAUCUGGAAAUCAGUGCUGGUGAUGCGGAGCAAGUCCGUCGUCUGUUCGAGCGCGUGCUUGGCCUCCAAAACAAGAAGGGUGUCAUUAGCGUGGACGCGAGCAAGAAGCUCAAGCCUAAGCAGGCCAAGUUCCUGUUCAAGAAGUGGCUUGCUUACGAGGAAACGCUGGCUUCUGCAAAUGGAAACGAGAAGAUUGUCGAGGACAUCAAGGCGCGGGCUGCGGCCUACGUCAAGUCUCUUCAAGAAGGCAUUAUCCAAUUUAUUUCUCUCGCCUGUGGUAUCGUUCUCUCAUUCUUCCCCGACGAAUAUGACCGAGUAGCUCCCAACUGGGUUCGCACUGGCGACCAGAUCGACGCAGACAUCACCCGCUGGCCCACUGAUAUCUCGCGCGAGAUCAUUCCAUUCGGCUGCCACUCUCACAAUGACUACUGGCGCCGCGUUCCUCUCUAUUCCGCACUACAGGCAGGCUGCAUUGGCGUUGAGGCAGACGUCUGGCUCUUCGAUAACGAGCUCUACGUCGGACACACCACUUCAUCCUUGACAUCGCGCCGCACCCUGCGGUCAAUGUAUGUUGACCCGCUCGUUCGUCUCCUCGAGAAUCAGAACCCGAUUACCCCGUUCCAGCGCUUUGUUAGCCAGCCCCCGCAUGGCGUUUUCGAUACAGACCCUGAACAGACACUGAUCUUUCUUAUUGACUUCAAAACCGAUGGCGCUGCGACAUGGCCUGCUGUCAUGGAUCAGUUAGCUCCGCUACGAGAAAGGGGAUAUCUCACACAUUUCAAUGGGCAUGAGGUCGUCCCGGGACCUAUUACCGUCGUGGGAACAGGCAACACGCCCUUUAAUCUGACCAUUGCGAACUCCACGUACCGGGAUGUAUUCUUUGAUGCACCGCUAGACAAGCUGGUUGAUGCCAGCAAUUCGGACGGAAAGGUAUCCUUAUCUGCCCAGGGAGCUACGGGUCUUGGCCAAGGCUUGUCCGGUAUGCCAGAUGUUAUAACAGCGAAUACGUUCAAUUCUACGAAUAGCUAUUACGCUUCGGUGGAUUUCAAAGCUGCCAUUGGCUUUCCCUGGCCGUUUCAUUUCUCGCAACAUCAGAUCGACUUGAUUCGCACCCAUGUGAGGAUUGCGCACCAGCAUGGUCUUAAAGUGCGGUACUGGGGGCUACCUAGUUGGCCGUGGAGUUUGCGCAAUCAUAUCUGGCGGAUUCUUGUGCAGGAGGGUGUUGAUAUUUUAAAUGUGGAUGAUUUGGUUGGGGCUACUAAAGGUGAUUGGAAGAUUAGGAUCUUCGAUUGGUGGUGGUAG
Molecule: messenger RNA, 6441 nt
Organism: Penicillium odoratum
Lineage: Eukaryota; Fungi; Ascomycota; Eurotiomycetes; Eurotiales; Aspergillaceae
Product: putative rRNA biogenesis protein RRP5
Exons: 4
Coding region: 1-6441 (2146 amino acids)
Biological process (GO): lipid metabolic process; rRNA processing
Cellular component (GO): nucleolus; small-subunit processome
Molecular function (GO): protein binding; phosphoric diester hydrolase activity; RNA binding
Source: RefSeq, a predicted model, not a curated record